AUGCACGACGAACACCCGCACCCACUCCUCGCCCAGGUGCCCCUCACAGUCUCCCCCUUCCUCUCGCUCCCGCACAGCGUACCGCUCCCAUAUUCCUACGUCACACUCCCCUCUACCCUCCCACCCUCGAUCCUGCAGCAAAACGCAAGCGCCGACCCCAGCCAACCACCGCAAUACGUCACAUCCAGCUCCGGACAGUCAGCGCACCCGGACGCGAUCCUCCGGAGCUGUGUCGCGCUGCAGGAACAUCUGGAUCAACUAGAGAUCGAGGCGCGGAAGACGCUGCAGGCGUUUCGUGCUAGGCGUGAGAAGGAGGAGUUGGAUGAGAAGAGGAGGGUUGCGCCGGGGUGGCUCGAUAGUGGGGUUCAUAUAUUGAAGCCGGAGAAUGUAGACGAGGCUCAACCUGUGUCUGGAGAGGCGCAGGGAAAAGGUUUGGGACAGAUGCAGGAUGUUCAAUUUACGGGUGCGCAGGGUGGUGGGCAGAGUCGGGAAGGGGAGGAGCUGGAUAGGGUGUUUGGGGGGCUGAGUAUGAAGUAA
Molecule: messenger RNA, 537 nt
Organism: Ascochyta rabiei
Lineage: Eukaryota; Fungi; Ascomycota; Dothideomycetes; Pleosporales; Didymellaceae
Exons: 2
Coding region: 1-537 (178 amino acids)
Source: RefSeq, a predicted model, not a curated record